Molecule: messenger RNA, 2932 nt
Organism: Cryptomeria japonica (Japanese cedar)
Lineage: Eukaryota; Viridiplantae; Streptophyta; Pinopsida; Cupressales; Cupressaceae
Exons: 4
Coding region: 470-2116 (548 amino acids)
Source: RefSeq, a predicted model, not a curated record
AUUUGGGGUAAAAUUAUUGAAAAGCUGCUGAUUGGGUAGGCCAGGGAGUGGAUUUAAAUUGGGCUAAAGUUAUACGGCAGAAGUUACUGUCAUUUACUUGUGAACAAGGCAAGGAAUCAGGUAUUAAAAGAGGAGGAGGAUUAGUGGACAGAGCAGGCAGGGAGAGAUUUUAGCCGUAGUAGAAGAGAGAAAAAGGAGAAAAAUUCAAUAUUCAGACACCAUGGGAGCCCAUUAAUGAUUGUGAAGAGUGUCUUGAUCUAGUUUGAGUGUCUGUGGUGGAAAUUUUGAUAGGGAGUAGAGGUUUACAGGAGUUGGGUAGUGGAGGGAUUGAGCUUAAAACCCUUGGAGGCAAACUGGGUUUUGUAGGGAACAUAUGAAAGUAUAAGUGGACUAAGUUAGGGUUUUAUUGUUGAGAUAUUGUUUGGACUGUUUUGUUUUCGAUAUUUCAUCAGAUUAACUAGAUUGCAGAAUGGCCGGCGCAGAGGCAGCAGCUCCUGAGGGCUCUGUGAAUUCUUCUCUGUCAGGCCUUGUUAAGGAUGGGCCUGUUAUGGGCAUGUUGAACAAGCGGCUGAGGGCUCUGAAGAAGAAAUAUAACCGUAUAUUGCAGAUUGAAGAGAGCCGAAAUCAAGGCAAAGCUAUCAACAAAGAGCAGGAGGAUGUGCUCAAGGCCAAGGUUAGUGUUGCUCUACUGAUCGAGGAGUAUGAAAAACUCAGGCAGCCUCUUUCUCUUGCUGUCAAGGAAGAGCUUGGUGAGAGGGAGAAAGAGCCUCUGUCAUCAGAGGACAAUGAGAACGAGAAUGGCUCUAAGGUAGCUGCUGAAGAGGAAGACAAGGAGGGGGGCGUGGAUGAGAAGCGAACCCGAACCCUUGAUAGCCAGGAGAGCAGGGAGGUUGAAGUCAGGGAAGCAAAGGAAGCAAGCUGUCGGGAUGUAAGAGAUGGCGCAGCGGAGGAUGCCAUUGCAGAAGUGUUGAAGAUAUUGUAUCUUGGGCGCUUGUUCAAUGUGGUUGAACAGAAUGAUUCGCCGUCGAUUAUGUGGUCGAAAAUGCACGAGCGUAGCUCCUGUCUCUCAUAUGAUUUUGUCACAGAUGAUACCAAUAAGCCUCUGCGGGAAGAAGAUCUGGACCAUCUUUCUCUUUUGGGGUCUUUAAUGAUUUCGCGCCCACAAAAUGCAACUCUUUCUCAUAAAACUGCUCUCGAGAAUUGCCUGUACCAUGCCCAACAAUGGCAGCUCAACUCUGAACAGACUAUCCAUCCAGAUGUUUCAGUAUCAUACUCUGAUCUGAGGGAGAAGUUGAACAGGAUAAUAUCUUCUGAGUACUUCACCAUGAUCCCGGAGUUUCAAACUAUCAGUCAGCAAACAGCAGCCGCUGCAGCCACAACUGCUGGUCAAUAUGUUACUCAGGCUUUAGCACAAGACAGUUCUGCAGAAGGGAACAUUUAUCAUACUGAAGCUCCAACUGUUUACUAUAAACCAGAGGAUCAGAGCCAUGAAGAGCAGAAAUUUUACCACACAGAAGAAUAUAAUGGUACUCCAGAUGGUACUGAAGAUCCAUUGGAUUCUGUUGGGGAGGUCAAUCCUUCUGCACUAUAUGUUCCACAGAAUGACACCUCCUUGGAAGACACUCAGAGUUAUGCCAACCAGAAUGCAAGUCUUGAUCCUGCUUUAGAACAAAGGGAGUCUCACAUGGAACCCUUGAUGUCUCAGUCUCAAGUGCCACAACAAAAACAGCAUUCACCUGUGCAACAGGGCCAUCAAGAGCUGGAACUGGACCCUAAGGUUCAUGAGCAGCAGCAGGAAUACAAACAUAAAGAGAGUCAACAGCAUGCCCAAUACCAUUCCCAGAAUGGUGGAUCAUCAAGGGGUUAUCAGGGGCAGAGAGGAGGACGUGGUAUGGGUUAUGGGGGUGGCCGAGGGAGGGGUUAUACGAAUGGGCGAGGUCGUUUUGGCAGGGGUGGGGGCUAUUCCAAUGGUCGUGGCCAGUAUUAUGAACAGGGAAAUUACUAUCGCAGAAACUUUAAUAGUGGAAGAGGACGUGGGAGGAGAAAUACUGAAAUGAUGGACAAUAACUAUGUGGAUGGUGCAUUGCAGGAUAAUGCUGCAACACAAGCAAAUUAGUUUUGUCAGUUAUAAUCUUGAUGUUUCCAGUUUCCCUGGACUUUUUUGUUCAGAAUUGAAUUGCAAAGUUAUACUUAGAUCUAGGGAAAAAUUAGAUGUAGAACACUGGCUGUCUCUAGUGGAUGGAUGCAUGUCGUAGAUGUUGGAUUACUCUUAAACUUCUUGUGAAAAUCUUUCCAGUGUAUAAGAUAAAUUUAUGGCAUACCCAUCAAGGGAGUUCCUUUUUGUGGAUGGUUACGCUAAGCUUUCCCUUCAUGCAGGGGACUCUGUACGAGUUACUUUGUUUUUAGCCAAUGAUGCAUUCCUGGUAUGCUUUGUUUCACAUGCAGCUAUUUUGUCUCCACAGCUUGGGGCCAAGAGACCUCGGCUUAUGUAAACAGCAUUUUUGAUGUCUUAUUGGAUCAUGCACAUCUACGAGGCCAUGUAAGAGCAUGGAAUUUUUAGGUGGACUUCAAAGGACAAAGUAGGGGCAUAUCUCAUGGUUAGCUAAUUUUUUAAUCGACAGUAGAUGCUGCAACAUACAGGUGGUAAUUUCUAUGAGACUGCUAAAUUUUUGAUAAAUGACAGGAGGCUAAGAACUUUUACUAAUGGUAAUAGAUGAGUCAUGACACUUAAGUCAAUUGCUAGUUGUCUAGUUGUCCCUUGAGGAAGUAAAAAACCCCAUGUCUAUAUGACUAUUGAUGAAUCCUGUUCAUAACAUAGAAUGCUUUCAUUCGAACACCUGGGCAUCCUUAUGUUGGUGUUCAAAAUUCUUAUAUUGGUGCUUGACGCCAAGAUGUAUGAUUUUAUGAAACAGUAUAUGAUUUAUUUGUGUCA